AGGGCGGGCGGAACCACCGAAACCCAGCACAGGGGGCGGCGUAGCGGCAACCUGCUGGAGGCAGAGCGGAGGCCGGGUGUAGGGGGGCUCCGCACGGGAUCCGGUCCCGGGAGGCAAUCGAAUAAGGCGCGGGGACGCGGGGGCCUCGAGCGCGCAUUGGCGAUAGGCAGGCGGGCGAGCCCACGGCACCGCGCCCCCCGCACCCCCGCCCCCGCGCUGCGGAGAAUGGGCACCUCGGGCCGCGGGGCGCAGCCGGAGAAUAAACCCCAAUGAUCACGGGCUGAGUCCGCGCCACCACCAUGUCCGUGGCCUUCGCGUCGGCCCGGCCGAGAGGCAAAGGGGAGGUCACUCAGCAGACCAUCCAGAAGAUGCUGGAUGAGAACCACCACCUGAUCCAGUGCAUCCUGGACUACCAGAGCAAGGGCAAGACAGCCGAGUGCACCCAGUACCAGCAGAUCCUGCACCGGAACCUGGUCUACCUGGCCACCAUAGCGGAUUCCAACCAGAACAUGCAGUCUCUGCUUCCCGCGCCUCCAACACAGAACAUGAACCUCGGCCCCGGAGCACUGAGUCAGAGCGGUUCCAGCCAGGGCCUGCACCCCCAGGGCAGCCUCAGUGACACCGUCAGCACAGGCCUGCCCCCUGCCUCCCUCAUGCAGGGCCAGAUUGGUAACGGUCCAAACCACGUGUCCAUGCAGCAGACGGCUCAGAGCACGCUGCCUACAACCUCCAUGAGUAUGUCAGGCAGUGGCCAUGGUACUGGGCCUGGGUACAGCCACUCGGGACCUACAUCGCAGAGUGUCCCCAUGCAAGGCCAAGGUGCCAUCAGCAACUAUGUGUCUCGGACCAACAUCAACAUGCAGUCCAACCCAGUCUCCAUGAUGCACCAGCAGGCAGCCACGUCCCACUACAACUCAGCGCAGGGUGGAAGCCAGCAUUACCAGGGCCAGGCGCCCAUUGCCAUGAUGGGCCAGGGUGGCCAAGGAGGCAGCAUGAUGGGGCAGCGGCCCAUGGCGCCCUACCGACCCUCUCAGCAAGGCUCUUCCCAGCAGUACCUGGGCCAGGAGGAGUACUACAGUGAACAGUACAGCCACAGCCAGGGUUCUGCAGAGCCCAUGAGUCAACAGUACUACCCGGACGGCCACAGUGACUACGCCUAUCAGCAGUCGUCCUACACAGAGCAGAGCUACGACCGUUCAUUUGAGGACCCCACACAGCACUACUAUGAGGGGGGAAACUCCCAGUACAGUCAGCAGCAGGCCGGGUACCAGCAGGGCACAGCGCAGCAGCAGACCUACUCCCAGCAGCAGUAUCCCAACCAGCAGAGCUACCCUGGGCAGCAGCAGGGCUACGGCCCUGCCCAGGGAGCCCCCUCACAGUACUCAGGCUACCAGCAAGGACAAGGUCAGCAGUAUGGAAGCUACAGAGCGUCGCAGACAGGACCUUCUGCCCAGCAGCAGCGGCCUUACGGCUAUGAGCAGGGCCAGUAUGGAAAUUACCAGCAAUAAAGGACAAGCGUUGGCUUUGGACCCUUCAUAGUAGUAUGUUCUGGAUGAACCAGUGGCAGUUCCGAUGAGUAAUGACACGUUGGUCACCCUCUUUGCCCAGUGCCGUGUCUGCAUGAGAGGCAGGCUCGUUUCGUGCUGGGUGUGAUGCUGUGCGCACCACUGGCUGAAAUGGCGUGACAUGUUUGGUGCUGUGUAAAGUAUUGUAUAUGGGUACGAUGGGGAGGUUGUCCUGUUUGUGUCCCCCGUCCGCCUCCCUGAUGUUCUUAGCUAGCUUCGGGGGGUCACAGAGUCAUCGCGUGUUCUAUGCCCAGUGAUGAGACAGUAUCUGAGAGACAUCGUGGCCCACGCUACCAUGAAUAGACCCAGUCUGCCCCCUCUCAUACCAUUGUUGUAAGCGGACCGUUUUAAGAUGUUUCUUCAACUGGCGGCUCAUAGCUUGACGUACGUACGACGCUGGGUGGCCAUCUCCUCUGUGCCUAAGUAGGGCCUGGGGACACCUUCUGUGUCUUGGGUCAUGUCACUGUAACAAGGAAAAUGUGCUUCGUGUGCAAAGACCAUGAGCUGUCCUUUCCAGGACUUGGCAGUCGCCUGUGUCUCUCCAGGUUCCCUGAUCCCUGAGUACGUCUUUGUGGUAGAGAGUGAAGAGGGAUCAGUGACUGUAUUCCAGAUAACUGCCACUGUGAUGGGUGAUGGCAUCGGGAGGGGAGCCUUCCCUGAGGAGGGCGAUGUCUGAAGAGCAAGUCUCGCUGUCUCCCGGCUGCUUGUGCCUAGUGUGGCUUUGGCCCUUGUUUAUUUGGUGUCAUCUGUAGGAUUUGAGUGUUGCCGGAACCUAAAUUUAAAGACAAUUUUAAGUACUCGUGUUUAAUUUUA
Molecule: messenger RNA, 2378 nt
Organism: Rattus rattus (black rat)
Lineage: Eukaryota; Metazoa; Chordata; Mammalia; Rodentia; Muridae
Gene: Ss18l1
Product: SS18L1 subunit of BAF chromatin remodeling complex
Exons: 11
Coding region: 300-1508 (402 amino acids)
Biological process (GO): positive regulation of transcription by RNA polymerase II; positive regulation of dendrite morphogenesis
Cellular component (GO): nucleus
Molecular function (GO): transcription coactivator activity
Source: RefSeq, a predicted model, not a curated record